GUUGUUCAUGUUUCAGUUGUUCAGCUCCACUGAAAGCUCGAGCUUGUUGGAUCCAGGGCUUCUCGGCUGUCCCUGCUCCACCUGCUCAACUGCUAAAUGCUCAGUGAGUGAGUGAGUGAGUGGGAGUACGCAUGUGUUCAAGGACCACCACCACCAUCCUCAUCCUCCCCUUGGUUGUGAACUUGGCCCUGACCAGGGCUCAUCCCACUAGACCAUCAUCAUCAUCUCUUAAAUAAAAAGUACACUGAUACAUCUACCAAUGGUGAUCGGGAGACAUUCAUUGUUGCACAUUCAAUAGAUAGAUUUAACGUGAGCACGGAUUUUGUGAACUCUCUAAACCGAGAUUGGACCCGAGUCCGCAAUCCAAAUGGCCGUGAUUGACUUGAUGCUGGGGGUGGUGCGGGCGGUGGUGUUCGUGUACGAUGUGCUCACCUAUCCCGUGUACACAUUCAUCCAACAGCCUUGGGAGGCCAAAACGCGCCAGAACUUGGGAGUGGUCCAUCAAACCGAGAGGAAUGCCGAGGCCAUCGCCUUCAGGCGCGAUAAAGGGGCGAGUGAGAUUUACCAGGAGAUUAUCGUCCGCAAUGGUGUGGACACAGUCAGCAAGGCCUUCAACUACUCCGUCAAGAAGUUCGGCCAAAAGGAGUGUUUGGGCAUCCGAGAAGUCCAUGGGAUUGAAGAUGAGGUUCAACAGAAUGGCAAGGUGUUCCAGAAGCUCUCUUUAGGGGAUUACCAAUGGCUCUCGUACAACGAGGUGCAGACACAAGCUCACGCUUUUGGUCGGGGUUUGCGCGAUCUGGGCCUGAAACCCGGAUCCAAGAUCUCGAUGUUCGCCGAGACGCGGGCCGAGUGGAUGAUGGACUCAGUGAGCAAGCGAGGCCCGAGCUUUCAGAAGGUAUUCAAUUUCUGUUACGAAUACAAGCGGUACUGGAUGAAGCGCGGGCGAGGUACGCCCAUUUGUGAUAAGAUCGUGUUUAACAAGAUCCGAAGCCUCUUGGGUGGAAAGAUGGACUUCGUUCUCGUGGGCGGAGCUCCCUUGUGUGAGAAAACUCACGACUUCAUCCGCACUUGUCUAGGCGUCACCGUUGUACAGGGCUACUCGCUCACUGAAUCGGGUUGUACGGGCACCGUCAUGGAGAGCCGUGAUCUGUCCACGGGCACGGUAGGCCGGCCAAUGACCGGCCUAGAGGUCAAGCUCAUCAACUGGGAGGAGGGCAACUACAACGUCUCGGAUACGCCACGACCCCGUGGGGAGAUCUGUCUGAGUGGCACGCCAGUGGCUAAGGGUUACUUCAAAGUCGACUCCAAUACCAAAGACUCAUUCUUCGUAGACAACCAGGGUAAACGUUGGUUCAAGACCGGCGAUGUCGGAGAGUUCGACAGUCAAGGACAAUUGCGCAUAAUUGAUCGGAAGAAAGAUUUGGUGAAGCUUCAACUCGGCGAAUACGUGUCUCUGGGCAAAGUUGAGGCUCAGCUGAAAACUCAUCCUUUGGUUGAGAACAUUUGCGUCUACGGAGAUCCUUAUAAACAGACCACAGUAGCAUUGGUUGUGCCCAGUAAGGUGCAUUUAGAGGCACUCGGGCAAAGAUUGGGCAAAACGGAAUCCUUCGAGCAAUUGUGCACGGAUUCGGAUGUGCUGGAGGCCGUACUCAAGGACCUGAGCACUACAGGUCUGUCCCAAGGCCUGGAGAAGUUCGAGAUCCCUUCGGCCUUGACCCUGUGUCCAGAUCCUUGGACUCCAGAAUCGGGACUCAUCACGGCCGCAUUCAAGUUGAAACGCAAGGUGGUUCAGCGGCAAUUCCAAGACCGCAUCAAUCAAAUGUAUAGCCAGAAGCGGCCAUCCUCACCCUGAGCGCAUCGUUGUUGUUGAGGGCGCAAUCUCAGAAUGGGACUCCAGCCUCCAUUUGAUCUUGUUGAUGUAGUUGUGUCGUGUGUCUGGUAAUCGUUGCAUACCCACCCAACAUCCCCUACUUGCCUCAAGAUCUUGGGCUGAACGUGUACUACAAAUUGACCAAUCAACUACUCAUCACAUUUUUCUUGCUAGUGAAAUUACUCUCCUCCUCAUAAAAUAGUCUGCUUAGAUCUCUGCUCUCUCGAGGACUAUGAAUCGAAUCUUUCCCUCAUUAUUAUUAUUAUUAUUAUUAUUAUUAUUAUUCUCAUUAGUAUUGAAUUCAUGAACCACCCAUCCCUUUGAAUAUUCUCUCAGUUCAAGUUUUGUUAGUAAAUGGAGGCCUCCACUUCAACUUCUGUUUUGUUGAGCUUAUGAGAACAACCAUUAAAGGGUCUUUAAGAGUCAAAUCCGAUAUACCCUGUUCUUGACUGUAUGUUUGAGAGGUUGGUUUGGGUCUUCAGUUGUUCUUGGGUACGUUUAACCAUGUCAAUUGUUGGCCGGAAACGUGUUUUAAGGACUAUCUUCGCCCGCAAAUGCUCGUAUUAAGCUCGUAAUGCCGCAAUGAGAAAAAAUCAUGGCUGAGUUUGCGGGGCUCACCAAAGACAUACAUCUGCAAUUUCUUGGAACAUGAGUUCAGGCACACACUUUAAGUUUUUUGACUUGUCAAACUCUGCUUUGCGCAAUACUUAAAAACCUUAGAGGGCUUGUGACUAGCCCUCUAGAAAAACCCAAUUCGGACCACUCGAUGAAGUUGCGUGAUCAUGGGUCGUACCAUAGAAAACCAUUAUAUGAAGUUAUCUAUGGGUCGUACAUACGCCAGGCGCAUUGGUUUCUAUUACUUCAAGGAAUUUAGCUCGAAAAGUGAAAAAAAACGGUUCAAAUUGAAACUAAGAUAAUCAUAACAGGUGGAUGAAACUGUCACACCUGCCCUGCAGUUUGAGGGAGGAUUUUUUUUCACCACAUUUCCUUCCAGCUGAGAAGACGGAUUUUCAUGAUGUUUCUUUUGAUCAUUUCCUAUGAUAAAGCUAUUCACACGUUCAUGAUGGAAAACUUCCAUUUACGAAUUAUUUGCUUUAAAACUACUGUAAGUUAUCCUGUGCAUCCCUCAAGAAUAUUGUGAAAUAUUGGUAAUUUUAUCUAAAUUUUCUUGUGCAAAUUGAAGCGACAAUUUUUGGCAAUUUUGGUGCCAAUUAAACCCACCUUUAUCCACAAAUUUUCCCCGGGCCCACAAUUGAUCACCCAAACUAUCACAACCACACUCUCUUGCCAUUUGAUUAUAUGAACUAGUCGAUUCAGCGUUCUUUCCCGGGGUAUGAAUGGGGAUAUAUUUGUGAACAAGUAUAAUAAUCUUAAAAGACAGUUUUUUCCUAUGUCUCAACAACCAUCUUUGUAUGUAGUGACCAAUCUCGGCCGUUUCAAGGCAAUAGAAGAGGACGAACUUGAAUUCUAGGACACUCCGUAAUCUCAAUAUAGAGUACAAAAUGACGGUAAGAACUUAUGGCGAGUUCAUACCUUUCCGCUCCUACAAAAGAUACCGCUCCAAUAUUUCCAACAAUGGGGCUUUGUCUUGUGCCUAACAUCCCUCGAUGGAUUUUAGAGAACUAUUUAUCAUGCAUGCUGAAUUCUAUACCCAAAUGAAGGAAUUCUUCGAAAAACAAAGGCACACCCUCCUUUUCUGACGAACUAACACGCGAGUAGAUUAAUUCUAAGAGGCAAAACCUUCGCCUCAGGUAAAUUAAUAAUGGCAUUUGGAGAACGUUUUCACCGUUUAUUCCUAGUAGGAGAAUAAGGUCGGGAAAACAAGUUAUGUAUGCAGCAUAAUAAUUUACCGUAACUGUAAUUGUUCUUGUCGUAGCAGCAAUAUCAGUAAGAUCGAGGUUGUCCAAGUUUCUGUAUCAUCAUGUUCAGUGUAUUCAUUAAAAUUGCCAUUCCUUUCGAUGAGAGACAAACAAAAGACUUCUUCCGCCAAAAAACGGCAAUCCGGUUCAUGCGUGCGCCACUCCAGAAUCGACGACCGUGAUCAAGAAGGUCAUCAUCGUCAAAGAGAAGAAAGGGGGGGGGGGAAGUUCAGCAUCAUCGUUUCCUUCUUCUUUGUUCUUGACACGGGUCUUCAAAUAGGAAGGCGGCUUGGGUUGGAUCAUCAUUGAUGGGGACAAACCUCGUCUCGUGGGGAAAGUUCACAAAGUCAUUCUGGUUUCUUUUUCUUCAUCAUCAUUUCAGGGACUAAAGAGUUGCGCAAGGGAGCAAACUCGGUCCCUCUUCUUUCUUCUCCCUUCCCUCACAAGAGAAUAACAGAUGCUCCCAAUGGCGUUCACUACUCGCCUGAAGGUCCCACUCCCACAUCGGUUUCCUCGUAGCACAAUGGGGUGUGAGCGUGUCCGGGGUUUCGUCUAAGGCCACGGGGUACUGCGUCAGCUUAUGGGUUGGGGAAGGGCGGGAGUUUGGGGGGGGG
This is a messenger RNA of Tigriopus californicus, 4343 nucleotides long. Its product is annotated as fatty acid CoA ligase Acsl3-like. Gene Ontology annotation, molecular function: palmitoyl-CoA ligase activity. Gene Ontology annotation, biological process: long-chain fatty-acyl-CoA metabolic process; neuron differentiation; long-chain fatty acid metabolic process. The record is from RefSeq and is a predicted model, not a curated record. Lineage: Eukaryota; Metazoa; Arthropoda; Copepoda; Harpacticoida; Harpacticidae. Gene Ontology annotation, cellular component: plasma membrane; endoplasmic reticulum; lipid droplet.